AUGCGGUGGAGCACUUUCUGCGUCGCUAUCGCUUCUCUCGUUCCAUACGCGUUGGUCCCUAUUUAUGGAUUUACUCCACCUCCUCAUCUUCAGGGACCGGAGCUCACCGUCUCCGCAGACUAUCCUGGUCAAGGCCCGUUGCCUUCACUGGAAGUCAUACAGAGACUGAAUGCUACCAAUGGUACAUUCUUGCCGCUGGAUGAAGUCCAAGGAGACAUAUUGAUCGGCAUGAAGAAGCCCAAGCAGCUUUUCUUCUUCUACAACAUCAUAGAUCCAAAGAAGUUCAAGCAGGUUCUCGCCAAAUUGAUAUACCCACAUAUCACCACGACUUCUCAGCUUAUCUGUACUACUUGCCCACAACCAAAAGCGUUGCUUAACGUUGCAUGGACUUCCAAAGGUCUUAACAAGCUGAAUGUUUUCGAUAACAACCUGGACCCCUUCUUCAACAUGGGCCAAGUUCCCGAUGCUAAUGCCCUUGGCGACAACAACCCUCCACAGAACUGGGUACCUGGCCUAUAUAUGGACAAAACGGACGGGGUCUUCCUCAUUGCCUCCAAAGAUUGGGCACCUAUCGACUCCUUACUCGCGCAGAUUCUAUCUUGGCUCGGUAGUUCGAUUGUGGAGGUCCACAGACUCAAGGGCGCGCAUCGAACGGGCGCGUGGGAAGGCCACGAGCACUUUGGUUUCCUCGACGGCAUUUCUCAGCCUGCUGUCGCGGGGUUUGCUACUAGCAUCUUCCCGGGACAGUCGCUCAUUCUGCCUGGUACUAUUCUGACUGGUGAGAUUGGCGACCCCCUCGAGUUCUCUCGUCCUAGUUGGAUGAAGUGGGGCUCUUUCUUGGCGUUCCGACAGCUCCAGCAAUUCGUCCCCGAGUUUGAUAAUUACCUUCUUCAUGAGGCAUCGGCUAUUCCAGAUAGUUCUAGGACAGUCCAAGAGCGCGCAGAUCUUCUUGGUGCCCGUAUGAUUGGCCGUUGGAAGAGUGGGACCCCUACUGACCUCGCCCCUGAUUUCGACAUACCCUCCAUCGGUCCCGACUUCAAUCUUAAUAAUAACUUCGACUUCAACCACCCAGCCCCAUUCAAUCUAGCCGCUGAUCAAUCGUUCUGCCCCUUCUCAGCACACAUUCGCAAAAUUCGUCCCCGGGCGGAUGAAGGUAACAACAACUUCGCCAACCAAAUCAUGCGCGCGGGUAUCCCUUAUGGUGAUGAUGUCACUGAUGUAGAAUGGGAACAUAAUGCAACUAAAUACGAACGUGGACUUGCAUUCGUGUCCUACCAGAGCGACAUAGGCUCUGGAUACCGCUUCCAACAGGUUGCUUGGGCUAAUGACGUAAACUUUGUCGGCGGCAAAAUUGACCCCACCCCCGGAUUUGAUCCCAUCUUUGGCCAGAACGGCGCAGGUCCAAUCUUCUCCUCUGGAAUCGACUAUACUGACCCCAACCACGAUCUCACCUUCAUGAGCUUCGUACUCUCCCGAGGAGGAGAAUAUCUCUACAGUCCCUCUAUGUCUGCCAUCCUGAACCCGAUCGCUGCGUAG
This is a messenger RNA of Pleurotus ostreatus (oyster mushroom), 1536 nucleotides long. RefSeq lists its product as uncharacterized. The transcript is spliced from 10 exons. The coding region runs from base 1 to 1536 and encodes 511 amino acids. Gene Ontology annotation, cellular component: cytosol. Gene Ontology annotation, molecular function: heme binding; peroxidase activity. NCBI's taxonomy places the organism in Eukaryota, Fungi, Basidiomycota, Agaricomycetes, Agaricales, Pleurotaceae. The record is from RefSeq and is a predicted model, not a curated record.